This is a messenger RNA of Prunus avium (sweet cherry), 533 nucleotides long. RefSeq lists its product as uncharacterized. The record is from RefSeq and is a predicted model, not a curated record. NCBI's taxonomy places the organism in Eukaryota, Viridiplantae, Streptophyta, Magnoliopsida, Rosales, Rosaceae.
UGUAUUAUAUAAACCAAUAAAUUUCCAUUUCGUAUUUCUCAACUUGUAGUUCUCACUUGCUCUCAGCUCCCAAAAAAGCAACACAUCACAUUUUUGGGUGCUCUCCUCAGAAAUUAGUUAAAAGGCAAAAUCCGAAACCGAAACCAAAACAGAAUGGUGGUGUUCUGUUUUCUGGUGGAUCAGAAGAGGCAAGUGCGGCGGAGCAAGCCGGCAGCAGGGAUAUGCUCACGGUGCGGCGGAGGAGCGAGUGUUGCCGACAUGAAGACGGCUACAAGAUUUUGUUACGUCCCAUUUUAUUGGAAAUCUUGGAGAGCCAUCAUAUGUACUUUUUGUGGAGCCAUUCUUCGAUCUUAUCGAUAGUUUGCUAGUCAUGCAGGUUUACUUUACUAUGAAUGACUGAUUCAAUUUCUAUCUCUCAUUAUUAGUUUAACAAGUGUAAGAGUGCACAUAAACGCCUUACACAUUGCGUCCGAUUCUCUCACCUGAAUAUGUUUUUUUAUAAAAUCCCUAUGAAGUUUUUCUUUUUCUGUUUC